This is a messenger RNA of Python bivittatus (Burmese python), 597 nucleotides long. The record is from RefSeq and is a predicted model, not a curated record. NCBI's taxonomy places the organism in Eukaryota, Metazoa, Chordata, Lepidosauria, Squamata, Pythonidae.
GAGGCAGCAGCGUUAGCGCCUUUUGCAAAAUAAUACUACUUUGCAUUGUUCCUCUUAGUAUUUUGCAAUUAACGCGAUGCUGUUUGCAAGAAGAGAAGUUUAUCCGGUACUGGCGACGGGGCUUGGGCAGAGCAUUCGCUGCUGAAGGAGGGAGAUUGAAACACGAGCAGCAACUCACCUGAGCGCAGGUCUCUCAUCCCCCGGACUGCAAUGGGCCGAAAAAAGAUACAGAUUAGCCGAAUCUUGGACCAACGGAACCGGCAGGUCACAUUCACCAAGAGAAAGUUUGGGCUGAUGAAAAAAGCCUACGAGCUCAGCGUCCUUUGCGACUGCGAGAUCGCCCUGAUCAUUUUCAACAGCACCAACCGCCUCUUCCAGUAUGCCAGCACAGACAUGGACAAGGUUCUCUUGAAGUAUACCGAGUACAGCGAGCCCCACGAGAGCCGAACCAACUCAGAUAUUCUGGAGACCCUGAAACGAAAGGGGUUGGGCUUUGAAGGUGCAGAACUGGAUCUUGUAGAAGCUUUGGACCCAGCUGAGAAACUGAGGCAGCUUGGCGAAGGAGUGGACCUUAGAUUAGCACGUCCAAAACUUAGC